Molecule: messenger RNA, 8249 nt
Organism: Bursaphelenchus okinawaensis
Lineage: Eukaryota; Metazoa; Nematoda; Chromadorea; Rhabditida; Aphelenchoididae
Source: the annotation of a GenBank genome assembly
AUGGUUCUGCUCACCGAAGUAAGUACGAUACUCGAUCUGUGUUUUUAGUACGAUACUUUAAUAGUUGAUUUAAAAUUUGAGUUUGACUUCUAGAUACAGUACCUUAACUUAAGGUUGCGAUAGAUGAAAGUUUUAUCUUAAAAUCAUUCUAAAAGCUUACAGAGAGCAGGAAAGUACAAUAUUUAAAAUAUAAUUGGUGGGUAAAAUUUUUAAAUUCUCAAAAUACUAAAUAAAAUAAAAAAAUGUAUAAUGCAGUAAUGUGACUCCAUAAAAAUUGUUAAAAUAUUAGUACUAAUAUUAUAAACCAAAAAUAUCUUUAAGCUCAGAGUAAGCAAACAACUUAAAAUAGGGUAGCAAACUGUUUACAAUGACGACAAUUGAGAUUUAAACUCUAAAUUUAAAAUUUCAAAAAAGGAAUUUUACUACACCAUUCAGGGGGACUUCGUGUGGAUCCCGAGCCCUUCAGAUGCCACAGUUUCAACUCCAAUUGGAGCUGAAGUCAUCGACGUUACAAACGCCAAAGGAAUUCAAGUAAUCGACGAUGAAGACAGAGUAAGUGUACUACAACCAAAUAAUGCUAUUACUUUUUAUAACUUUGAAACUAGUCAUUACUUUAACUUAUGUGUCUUAUAACACUAUUUUAAAUUAUUCUUACAACAUUUCAGCGCUUGUUCUUGACCCCAGAUGUCUUGAUUCGACUGAUGCAUCCAAAGUCGAUUCUAGGAGUUGAAGAUCUGACAGAGCUAGAAGACAUUCAUGAAGCCGGGAUCCUAAGAAACCUUCUAGUCCGCUUCAAACAAGAUCUGAUAUACACGUACUGUGGAGACUGUCUCAUAUCUCUGAAUCCUUACAAGAACCUGGACAUCUACAACCCCUCCUUCAUGAAAUGUUACCGUAACCGGCGAAUCGGAGAGUUAGAACCCCACAUCUACGCAAUUGCAGAAGCAGCUCAUAAGAAUCUAUUCGCAACCCGUUGCGACCAGUCGAUUGUGAUCAGCGGAGAGUCGGGAGCUGGGAAGACAGAGAGUUGCAAGCAUAUCAUCAAGUACUUGAUGGUCAACAACAACUCCCAGGUCGAGGAGCAGAUUCUGAUGUCGAACCCGUUGAUUGAAGGUAAUAGGCAAUGUUAUAAAGCAUAUUUUGAUGACUAUGUUAACAUGAAAUUGUAACUUUUAGCCUUCGGAAAUGCCAAAACCUUGAACAACGAAAACUCAUCCAGAUUCGCCAAGUUCAUCCAGCUCUACUUCAACGAGUACGGAGCCAUAGAAGGGGCAGAGAUAACACAGUAUCUCCUCGAGAAGUCAAGAGUGAUCAGCCAUUCCACUGAAGACACCAACUUCCACAUCUUCUACUUCAUGUUAAACGGAAUGAGUCCAGAUGCCAAGAAGACAUUACACUUGACCAGGACUGAUGACUACUUCCUGCUGAGCCAAGUAAGGGUACUGUAACUUUAUAUUACUCUCUAGGGUAACACAGCAGAGAUGGAGAAGCAAGAGGCAGAAUACAAUGUCAUCAUCAACUGCUUCAAGAAGCUGGGGUUUGAGGCAGCAGUUGUGCAUCAGAUAUUCCAAUUACUCUCGGCUAUCCUCAACCUAGGCAACCUGGAUUACCAAAGUAAGUUUGUCGUUUUGGUAAAUAAACUAUGAGCGUUUCAGCCAAAGUAACACGAAAUGUAGAAACUACAGAGUUGGCCGACCCUGAACAAGUUACUGUAGUCUCGGAGCUACUUAAUGUAAGUUGUCUUUCAUGGAAAAACGUUGUCACUUCUGUUUAAUAAAAUAAGAUGCUCUAGGAUACGAAUACUAUUAUAACGUUUGGCAUUACACAGAACGCAAUAAAACGCAGACGUACAUUAUUUUAAAUUGUAGGUAGACGAAGCCGAGCUCUCCAAAGUUCUUACAGCUACAUCAAUGACGAUACGAAGUGAGACAGUAACCAGGAAUUUGACCGCCCAGCAAGCCAUUGACAGCCGAGACAGUCUUAUCAAGAAUCUCUAUGCCUAUAUAUUCCAAUUCCUUCUAAAACAAAUCAAUGUUGUGUUACAGCCGGCUUCAGAUGCUAAAACAUUCAAGAAGCUGGAUAUCUUAAACAUCUUCGGCUUCGAGAAUCUGAAGCAGAACAGAUUCGAGCAGUUCUGUAUCAACUAUGCCAACGAGGUGUUGGAACAGCUGUAUGUGAGACACAUGUUCAAGCUGGAGAGGUUGGAGUACGAAGCUCAGAAGAUUGCCUGGAGUCCUCAAACAUUCGACGAUAACGUAGCUGUCCUCGACCUACUGGCCAAUGGACCUUUGUCACUCAUGUCGUUGAUAAACGAAGAAACUAUCUUUCCACAGGUAAGAUAAGUAAAUAUAUCUAGUAAAGCAUGUGUAUUUACAAACACGAUAAUAGAAUAACCUAUAUAAAAUACAUUUUAGGGCACCGACCACUCCUUGCUACUGAAGAUGCACCAUACCCACGCUGCUUCUGAACUCUACGUUCAGCCAAAGUCGGAUCUCAGUAGGUGCUUCGCUGUAAAACACUACGCAGCCACUGUCUUCUACAAUACCCAUGGAUUCAUUGACAAAAACAAAGAUACCCUCAGCCCUGACAUCAAGAGCUUAUUGGCAUCCAGUUCGUGCACUUUACUCAGUAACAUCAUGAAAGAGUUCGACACUACUACGACUGCGAAGCAAACUGUCACAACUACAUUCAAAAGGUCAGUAAAACGUUAUUGUUGAAGUAAAGUUAAGCUUAAUAGUGAAUAUUAGUAGAAAUGCCACAUUAAUGUAACUUUCAGGUCGCUAGACUCUCUGAUGCUACAUCUUGACAAUACCACGCCAUACUUCGUACGAUGCAUCAAACCAAAUGCAGGGCAACAGAAAGACGUAGGUAUUUAGGUAAUAAUGUUAAUACUGACACAACAUUUUAGAUGUUCAACCGAUCGUACGUGCUAAGACAACUUCGAUAUACCGGAAUGUUAGAUCUGGUAGUAACGAGAAACGCUGGGUAUCCUGUCAGAUUACCGUACAACAAGUUCGUCGACACUUUUCGUGGACUUUUACCAGGAAUACGUAAGUCGUCACAUGAAACGACACAAAAGGGCAUAAUAUUACAAGUAAUUAUAUCAAUAUUUAAGGCCCUUCAAGACGAGAAAACUGUAUUGAAGCAACUUCUCGGAUUCUGACAGUUAUCCUUGGUGAAGAAGCCGACUUUCAAUUGGGCAGAACCAAAGUAUUCAUGAAGCAGAAUGACUAUACCUACAUGGAGAAUGUAAGUUGGCAGCAAUCUAAACAAACAUCUGACCAAUGUAAUGUAUAAAUCAUUAACUGAAGUAAAAGAAUUUUCUACCAUAUAGAUGUAAACUAUUCAGGAACGUCACAAGAUGCUCACCUUCUACGUAGCGUCGAUUCAAAAGCACUUGAAGGGCUGGAUUCAGCGUCGACGCUACAAAGCCCAGAAACUGGCAGCCGUGACGAUUCAGAAGCACUGGAGAGGAUUCGUGCAGCGAAGCAAUUAUCACAAGGUAAGCAAUAUAAGAGUACAGGAUCUUUGAAACACAACCAAAAUUCAAUACAUUUAAUUUCAGAUUCUGAACGGUAUCGUGCGUCUGCAGUCUAUACUACGCUCCCACCAACUUGUCUUCAGAUUCACCCUACUGACCGAGUGUACCACGAGGUUACAAGUAAGUGAUAUUACAAGAUCAAAUACUGUUCAGGCGUUAUGUAGAGGGUACCUGGCUAGACAAAGAUUCCAAACUCUGAAGCUGCAGCCUCAGAACAGAGGGCCGGAGAAAAUUCCAGAAGAUCCCAUCGUGAAGUCAACGGUGCCUUCACGAUGCCACGAUGAGACUAAUUUCAGUUUCGAAAAGUUUGCUGUAGCCAACUUCUUGAAAGCAGAUUCAAAAUUCUUAAAAGAAGACCUACGCUACCCACUACUACAACAUAUGACAACUAUAGACAACGUUUGUUCACACGUACUGUGGAAACAGAUUCUGAGGUACGCAGAAGACUUGCCUGAAUCUGCCGUUGAAAGUAACAAAGUAAGCCGUUACUGUAACUUUAUUAGGAUCUUAAACUUUUGAAUACACCAGUUAACAUAAACAAUACAAAAUUGCAGGGCCAACAAAACAUCAUAGACAUAACAUACCAAGUACUCAACUCUACAGAGCUUAUAAUGAAUGAUGAUUACUGUAACGAAGGAUACCCUAACUACUUUGACAGGAAAUUCAACAAUAACGAAAGGAUUCAAGUCAUCAUUUCACACGGUAUCUUACGCCCAGAGUUACGGUAAGAGCGCUUGAUCACAAAAAUUCUUUGUACCAAUUACUUAUACUUACACCACCUUUUCAGAGACGAAAUCUAUUGUCAAAUCAUAAAACAGAUCAACGGAAACAACACUCCAUCCUCUUCAAAGUACUGGCAGCUACUGGCGUUAGUGUCCUCGUCAUUUCAACCUUCAGAAUCCCUGUUACCGUACUUGAACGACUUUAUAUCACAAUUCGCUUCAAUGUCACCAGCAUACCCAACUAUACACAAUCAUAUUGCCAAAUGCUACAGUAAAGGCACACGUCUACAACCGAUAUCAUCGUGUGAACUCAGCUCCAUCAGAAGCUACAAGCAGAUUCUCCUACCAAUCACCUUCUGCGAUGGCUCCACCCACCAAUUCAUCGUGGACAGCUACACGACGGCUCAAGAAUUAUGUUCUCAGAUCAUGACCAUGUUGGGGUUGAAAGACAAGUUCGGCUUCUCACUCUAUCUGUCCUUGAAUGAAACGGCUUCAUCGUUGGGAGCCAGCUCCGACUUCAUCUUCGACGCUAUCACGGUGUGCGAGCGAGAAGGCAUCAAGAAGGGGCAUCAGUACGAUAACAUACCAUGGCGACUGUUCUACCGCAAGGAAAUCUUCAGCCCAUGGCAUCAGAAUGUAGACACUGUCGCUUCUGACCUUAUCUACGAACAGAUAGUCAGAGGGCUUCGGUACGGUGAGUAUCAAUGUUCCAACGAGAAUGAGAUCGUGCUUCUGGCUACACAGCAGUACUAUGUUAUCAACAAUGGAGACGAGAUCGAUGUCAACAAGCUGGAGAGUGUCUUGUCUAACAUUUUGCCAAUCUCUACUACAAAGUCGGAACAAUUCCAUACAGAACCCUGGAUUCAGAAGAUCAUGAACACGUACAGAAAGGUAGGUAAUAGGGAUAAUUCUUUUUAAAGCUCUGAUAAAGCAAAAUAGAAAAAAUAUCGUAAUGAAUCGAUGUAACCUUAUAUAUUAACCAUGUUCAAUCCUCUCAGGCCUACAUGUUAUCAAACUUCACAUCCAACGAUGUCAAAUCUCAGAUCAUCGAUUUUGCCAGAAUAAAGUGGGCCUCUGCUUUCUCGAGGUUGUUCAAAGCUCAGAAGAUCAACAGUCUAGGUAUACCUGACGAGAUGGUGGUAAUAGCAAUAAACUCUGAGGUCGUGAACGUUGUCGACUACAAGAACGAAGUCAAAUGUGAAAUCACAUACGAUGAAAUCGAGAACAUCGUAGUCAAUCAGUAAGUUCCUUUUAAGCUGCUUACAAUAAUGAUAUCGGUUUAAACAUGACAUAACACGUCGAUUUAGACAUCUCAAUUCAAAUGUCAUCAAUAUUCAAACAGUAGAUGACGACGAGUUCAAGUUCCAGACCAAGAAUGCCGUCAACAUCAAGGAGCUGAUCAUAUUCUUCAUUAACGGAAUGAAGAAACGAUCAAAGUACAUGGUGGCACUUGAAUCUAUAGGUAAAAAGACAAAACAUGCCUACCACAAUAUUGUGAAUAACAUAGUUACACUGAAUUUCAUUAUAAAACAUGAAAAAAUGACUUCAGAAAACCGAAAGUUCCUUUCGUGUGAAAUGGGCGACGUUCUCUACAUGGAGAACCCGGAACAGCGAAAGAACGCUGUGCUGGUCGAAUGUGUCAACACCAAAGUAAACGAGAAGGGCAUUGUGCCAUUGAACAAAAUGAGGAUCCUAGCCACGCUCCGAGUACCAAGCCAGAAACUAGUCCAGCACUACAAACAACAGAACCAGUUCAGAAGCAAGCCUACGGAUGACAUUAACAAGGAACAGACAGUCAUCUUGUUCGACAACUGUUCCCUCAAACUAGUCCAUGUAGUCAAGAGUCACACGCUACAUGACUUUGCUACUACGCACUUUGUGUCGACAUCUGAUGUGUUAGUCAAGUACAAUGGCAUACCUAUCAACGAACCCCUUCUCAAGACGUCGCGGGUUUCAGAUGAGAUCAGGAAGAUGGCCAUCAAGAUGUAUCUGGAUGUGAUGAGGUUCAUGGGAGAUCUACCUUGGAGCCAGUCAAUUCAUAGUCUGGUGGAUGCCAUCUUUACCGGACCUGUCAAAAAUGUAAGGCUGAUCUGUUAGUCAACGGUCAUUACGCACUUAUUGUAACAGUAAUCUUAAAGUUCUACAAUAUUUAACCAUAACAUUUAUAUAAAGACGGAAGAGUAGUAAAGGUUUAUAAGAAUGCUUUCCUUACCAUAAUAUCAAUCAAUUUACAGGAGAUUCUGCGUGACGAACUCUACUGUCAGAUCGUAAAACAGAUAACUGAUAACCCGAACCCAGCUAGCGAGCAACACGGAUGGAAGUUGAUGUGGCUAGCCUUGGGUUUGUUCUCGCCUUCGAAAGAAUUAAACAAAGAAAUCGACCAAGUGUUUCGGUCGAAACAGACGGCCAAAAGCAGGGAAUGCCUUCUCAGAUUGAGCAAGAUCACAAGGUAGAACUAGCAUAUCUUAUAGAGUAUAAUAUUACUUACAUUCAAUAUCUAACUCUUUUCCAUUCUAGCGUGUACCAGCCUAGGAAAUGUCCUCCCCACUACGUGGAAGUGGAUUCUGUCCUAGCCAACAGAACCGAGAUCUUCCACAAGUUCCAUCUGCCCGACGGGUCUGGGGAGAUCAUCCAGAUCGAGAGCACCGACCAAUGUCAUCACAUAUGCGAGAAGAUAGCAAAGGCCAAGAACAUGAAGAGCAAAGGCUGUGCUGUCUUUGUCAAGAUCAACGAGAAGGUCAUGAGUCUGCCAGAGAAAGACUACAUCUUCGACUAUCUAAGAAUGUUGGGAGAACUUAUGAAGCCGACAGAGCCGAGAACAUUAACGUACAAGUUGCUCAUGAUGAAGAAGAUAUGGACUCACGUGAAUCCGGGAGAAGAUGUUAAUGGAGAUCUGGUGCUACAUUUCCCUCAAGUAAGUUAACAAUGAUAAUACCACUAAACAAAAUCAAGAAAACAUGUUGAAGUUGUUGUAAAAAACGAGUUAGAAAACCGUAGAAACCAUAGUUAUAAUUACAGGAAUUACCAAAGUACCUCAGGGGUUACUACGAUGUCCCAGAAGAAGACAUUACUCGCCUUGCUGCGCUCAUCCUGAGGGCCAAAACUAACGAGGAUUCAGAAAUACCUCUGAAACAUAUACCUACAGUCCUCAACGAAAUAUUACCCAGAGAUGUGGUGAAGAAACACAGCUCAAGUGAAUGGAAAAAGGUAUGAUCUGUCCUAAUUAGCCGUGAAAAGUUUUAAAAUAAUUAACCAGAUACUAUGUUAAGGUUGAUAAUGACAUAGUUAACUCAAUUUUUUCAGGCCAUAUCCAAGGAAUGUCUCAAACUACCAAAAAUGUCACACGAUGACGCCAAGGUGGCCUUCCUCAAGGUCUUAUAUAAACUUCCAACCUUUGGAUCUGCCUUCUUUGAAGUAAGUUUGAUAAAUUAAGAACUUUAACACGUUCUACACCCUCUUCACUAUCAUAUAAACAUAAAAUGAGUAUUAACGUCCCUUUUAACUUGAAAACCAACUAUAAUAAUACCUAAAAUCAUAAAUUCAGGUAAAACAAACCUCAGAUCCAAGUAUCCCAGCCAAAAUCAACCUAUCCAUCAACAAAACAGGCGUCAGCGUUUUCAACCCCGAAACCAAAUGUAUUAUAGUACAGUAUCCUUACAAUGGAAUUGUGAAUUGGACCGCGGGGAACACUUACUUUCAUAUGACAACGGGUAACAUGAUCAAAGGAGGUCGAUUGCUUGUCGAGACAACUUUGGUAGGUUCAGCUGAAAAUAUAAAAGUCUAUAUUGGUCUGUAACUUCGUAGAAGUAAAAUAUGUCAUCUGCUGUAAAAAGACCUAUCUUGCUUUAAGAUACCUAAAUACGCAACAUAGAAUCUAAAACACCUAAAACGAUAUCGUAUUUCAGGGAUACAAAAUCGACGAUCUUCUUUCAUCGUACAUUCAAACAAUCUGCGAUACAACGAUCACAAAACGACAAACCGCUUAG